AUGGCCCCGGUGCUCCUGAACAUACCCGCAGUCACGGUGUUUGUGUUGAGCUGCGUGUGCGCCGUCCCGCUGCAGGGCCAGAAGCCGGGUCACGUGGACCCCCUUACGGCCCACCGGGCGAACCCCCAGUGCUGGGACUCCUCCUCGGCUCUGCUGCUGGAGAUGCGCUCCCCCAGGAUCGCUGACACCGUGCCCGCCUUCUGGGACGUGAUGAUGUUCCUCAGGUCGUCAGACAACAGCAAACACACGGCGCUCUUCUGGGACCUGGCCCGGCUCUUCUGGGACCUGUAUCUGGACUGCGUGCUGUCCAGGAGUCACGGCCUGGGGAGGAGACACAUCACCGCUGUACACUCCCUUGUUACUGAUCUGUCAGAGUGA
Messenger RNA from Morone saxatilis (striped sea-bass), 378 nucleotides. RefSeq names its product protein FAM237A-like. NCBI's taxonomy places the organism in Eukaryota, Metazoa, Chordata, Actinopteri, Moronidae. The transcript has 2 exons. The record is from RefSeq and is a predicted model, not a curated record. The coding region runs from base 1 to 378 and encodes 125 amino acids.